Oncorhynchus masou masou (cherry salmon) is the source of this 2499-nucleotide messenger RNA. RefSeq names its product zinc transporter 6-like. Gene Ontology annotation, cellular component: membrane; Golgi apparatus. Gene Ontology annotation, molecular function: monoatomic cation transmembrane transporter activity. NCBI's taxonomy places the organism in Eukaryota, Metazoa, Chordata, Actinopteri, Salmoniformes, Salmonidae. The coding region runs from base 6 to 1664 and encodes 552 amino acids. Gene Ontology annotation, biological process: zinc ion transport; transmembrane transport. The record is from RefSeq and is a predicted model, not a curated record. The transcript has 15 exons.
CCAAAAUGGCGAUGGAUGGUAUGACCACAUCUCUAUCAGGACUAUCGUAUCACAAUGUUGGGGACUUUUACCCCAGAAAAUUCGGUUCCAAGCCGGACGUGGUGCCGUCCGGGAUGACCGAGAGGAAAGUUGGUCCCCUGGAUAAACCUGACAUGGUGGCGGUGGACGUUAUCAACGAUUCAGAUAUCCCAAUGCACAGAAAAAAGCAUGAAACUGACAUGUUUGUGCUGGGUACUAUACACCCAUUCCGGAAGACGCACAGGUCCUUCUUUGGGAAACUCUCUCAAGAAUUCCGCUUGGUUACUUCAGACAGACAGUCAUGGAGAAUCCUGGUGUUCAGCAUGCUGAAUGUCCUCUGUACUGGUUGCCUGCUGAUGUGGUGCAGCUCCACCAACAGUAUGGCCUUAACAGCAUACACAUACCUCACCAUCUUCGAUCUCUUCAGUCUGAUCACCUGUCUGCUGAGUUCCUGGGUGGCCAUGAAGAAGCCUAGUCAACUCUUCUCGUUUGGGUUUAAGCGACUGGAGGUCCUUGCUGUGUUUGCCUCCACGGUGCUGGUGCAGCUGGGUGCUCUGUUCAUCCUGAAGGAGAGUGUGGAGAGAUUCGUGGAGCAGCCUGAGGUGCACACGGGUCGUCUGUUGGUGGGGACCUUUGUAGCUCUGUUCUUCAACCUGCUAACUCUUCUCUCUGUGAAGAACAAGCCCUUUGUCUACGUCUCAGAAGCUGCCAGCACCAGUUGGCUCCAGGAGCAUGUCGCAGACCUAAGUCGAAGUUUGUGUGGGAUUAUCCCUGGCCUCAGCAGUGUCCUCCUGCCUCGAAUUAAUCCAUUUGUCUUAAUCAACGUGGCCGGAGCUCUCUCACUCAGCAUCACCUACAUGCUCAUAGAGAUCAAUAAUUACAAUGCUGUGGACACGGCCUCUGCGGUGGCCAUUGGCCUCAUGAUCUUUGGCACCAUGUAUCCUAUGAGCGUGUACAGCGGGAAGGUGCUCCUUCAGACCACUCCAUCCCAUGUCAUCGGUCAGCUUGACAAAUUGCUCAGAGAGGUCUCCACUCUGGAGGGGGUCCUGGAGGUCCGUAACGAGCACUUCUGGACGGUUGGCUUUGGCUCUCUGGCUGGCUCCGUCCACGUCAGAAUACGCCGGGAUGCCAACGAGCAGAUGGUGCUGGCCCAUGUGACCAACCGCCUCUUCACCCUCGUGUCCACGCUGACGGUUCAGAUUUUCAAGGAUGACUGGAUCCGGCCUUCCCUCGUGGCCGAGGCGCUCCCAGCCGGCACACUCAGACCCUCUGACUACGUGGGCCUGUCUAGCUUCGUCCCCCCUCCCCCCAAACCCUCGGAGGACAUUAAUUGUCUCACCUCCACCCCGUUUAAACCCAGCAGCCCGCCGCCAGAGUUCUCCUUCAACACCCCUGGGAGGCAUGUCCACCCUGUGGUGCUCCCCAACACCCAGCCUCAAAGGCCUUACGGCAUGGGCCUCAGCUACGGAGCCUCCCCCUACACCAGCAUGCUCAACCAGGACCUAGCCCAGCCGGGGGUGGGGAUAGGGAUGAACCUGGGAAUGGGUGCAGGGAUGCCUUUGUCACAAGGUUUCAGAACUGCUUUAGGUGCAGCGCCACAGCGAUUUGGAAGCAUCCCUGUCCCAUCACAGUACAGCCAGUACUGAUGUUUAGAACAUGAGGUAUAGAAGUGGGAUAUUAGAGAGAAAAUAUUAUGGUAUUUAUUUUUGAUGGAACCAGGACAUCCAUUCUGACCAUAGGUUGAUUUUCUAUCUUUGUAUAUGUUUUGUAUUAUUCUUCGAAAAGCUAAUGAGUUGGAAAUGAACUGUUGGCCUGUGUUCUUUCUUUGUAUGCCAGUUAAAAUGAAAAGUUAUUCUGUUUGAGAAUUGUGGAAGAGCUCUCGUGCUCUUAAGGCUUCAGUAUUUGAUUCAGUAACUGUUAUUCCCUUGGUUGAUGGCCAUCACAAGAUGGGAGUGAUAUAGGUAGAAAAAGUGACCUAAUGAAGGGAAAAUACAUAAUGGGGCAAUACAUACUCAUGAUCAAAGCAUCACUUUGAUACACUAUAAUGAUUCCUGAUGCUAACCUCAUUGUGAUGUAUGUAUUAUACCUUCUACUAUUUUAUGGAAACAAAUACAUACUGUAUCAUUUUCCAGUUCAGUAUAGUCAACAAUAAAUUAAAUGCAAAAUCACUGUAAUUGCCCUAUUGUUUGUCACAUACUUGAACUUUUCAGGUCAUGUCUAUGUCCGUUGAAAUACUCCAAUGCGUUUGGUGACUCAGUGGGAUGAGAAUUGUCAGCUGUCUGCAUUUUAAAAAAUGCAGGUAGGCCUACUUUAAUGUUCCAACAUAAUAUUCCAAUCGAAGCUUUAAGACGUUGUUAAAAAAAACACUUUCCAUGGGCUACCUGUUGAGAUGUUGAGGGUGAAUGGUGAAGAGUAUCAUAAAUAAAAUUGAAGCAUAUAGGAGAUGAUUGUCUGGCAUGUAAUAAACACAUUCCUCUUGAA